AUGGAUGAUGAACCUUACCAAAUGAAUGAAGUGAUUGCAGAAAAAUUGACACCUGAAAAACUAAAUGAAUACAAUGCAAAACGUAAAAAACUUAAAGGGGAUAUUACCCGUAUUCCAGAUGCUGAAUUGAAAAUUAAUGAUGUUGCAAAGAAUUUCAAAAUAAACAAUUUUAGUUCAUUAAAAGAAUUAGCAAAAGAUAUUGGCACCGAAAAUUGGGAUCAAUUACAAGAUCUGAUUUUGUUUGCAAAAGGUAAAGAAAAUAGCAAGAUUAAAAUAAAGAGAAUGUAUUCUGAAUAUCCUUUUAAAGGAUCAAAAUUUAGGAGAGACAGACUUCCAGCAAUUACUGAUGAAAUAGAGAACAACGUACUCUCAAUUCCAGGCCUUGAGGAACUUGCUCGACAAAUUAGAGAACAGCAAGCCAAUCAAAACCAAAAUAAUAACGAGAAUCAGAAUCAGGAAAUUGAUCAAAAUCAGAAUCAGGAAAUUGAUCAAAAUCAGAACCAGGAAAUUGAUCAAAAUCAGAACCAGGAAAUUGAUCAAAAUCAGAAUCAGGAAAUUGAUCAAAAUCAGAAUCAGGAAAUUGAACAGAGUGAACACAGUGGCGUAGUUCAAAGCCAAAUCGGACGGUUUCCUUAUCAAAGAUUUGAUCCACAAUUUGCUAAUUUUUAUUUUCAAAAAUGCUUUGCUGAAUUAUUGCAUUUGCGGGAAUGUCAGCAGCAGAUUCCAAACUACACAGAAUCACUAAUUUCUCACUAUAAUAAUUUGGUAUCACAAUUAUUGCCAAAUCUUCAAUUUUUCAGAGCUUCUUUAGAAAAUUCUUUGAUUUUCACGGUACCAAAAGCUUUUAAAUUCCUUGCUGAAUCAACAUGUCAGUUCCUUAUUUAUUAUUCAAAUUAUAUUCACUUUUUAAGACCAAUUCUUUAUAAGAUUCAGGCAUCUGCAAAUAGCUAUUAUAAUACCGCAUAUAGUUUGGUAAUAAAUAAUUUUUCCGCAAAAUUAAUAAAUACUUUACAAGAUAUGUUGGGUUCAAUUGAUUGGAAAUAUCAAAAGUUAUCGAGAUUGGUUUACGGCAUAAAUAAUAUGAUGAUUACUAAUCAAAACUUCGGUGUUGUAAUACCAGAAAUACAAAGACAGGCAUUGAAAUUGGAAGAAAUCACAAAUGCUGUUUAUUAUCAAUUAGAAUUUUUUAAAACUUUUUCGACCGGAAUUUUAGCUAUUAUUCAAUAUUUCGACAUGGAAGUCAGGAAUUCUUACAAUAAUAUGGAAAGUAAUUCUCAAGUUGGCGUGACCAUUUCCCCACAAAGAACACUGCAUUCAGCAUGGACACCUCAGCGAGGAAUUCAUCAAUGGAAUGCCAAUAAGUAG
Molecule: messenger RNA, 1365 nt
Organism: Trichomonas vaginalis G3
Lineage: Eukaryota; Parabasalia; Trichomonadida; Trichomonadidae
Exons: 1
Coding region: 1-1365 (454 amino acids)
Source: RefSeq, a predicted model, not a curated record